Colletotrichum scovillei is the source of this 972-nucleotide messenger RNA. RefSeq names its product NAD(P)H-dependent D-xylose reductase xyl1. Gene Ontology annotation, molecular function: D-xylose reductase (NADPH) activity. NCBI's taxonomy places the organism in Eukaryota, Fungi, Ascomycota, Sordariomycetes, Glomerellales, Glomerellaceae. Gene Ontology annotation, cellular component: cytosol. The record is from RefSeq and is a predicted model, not a curated record. The coding region runs from base 1 to 972 and encodes 323 amino acids. Gene Ontology annotation, biological process: D-xylose catabolic process. The transcript is spliced from 3 exons.
AUGGCCGUCCCCAACAUCAAGCUGAACAGCGGCUUUGACAUGCCCCAAGUGGGCUUCGGUCUGUGGAAGGUUGACAACGACAUUGCCGCCGACACCGUCUACGAGGCCAUCAAGGCCGGAUACCGUCUGUUUGACGGCGCCUGCGAUUACGGCAAUGAAGUUGAGUGUGGCCAGGGUGUUGCCCGCGCUAUCAAGGAGGGUCUCGUCAAGCGUGAGGAGCUCUUCAUCGUCUCCAAGCUCUGGAACACCUUCCACGAUGGCGAGCGCGUAGAGCCCAUCGUCAAGAAGCAGCUCGCCGACUGGGGCGUCGACUACUUCGACCUCUACCUCAUUCACUUCCCCGUCGCCCUCGAGUACGUCGACCCCUCCGUCAGAUACCCUCCCGGCUGGCACUACGAUGGCAAGUCCGAGAUCCGCCCCUCCAAGGCCUCCAUCCAGGAGACCUGGACUGCCAUGGAGAGCCUCGUUGAGAACAAGCUCUCCAAGAGCAUUGGUGUCUCCAACUUCCAGGGCCAGCUCCUCUACGACCUCCUCCGCUACGCCAAGAUCCCUCCUGCUACCCUGCAGAUCGAGCACCACCCCUACCUGGUCCAGCCUGACCUGAUCAAGCUGGCUGCCAAUGAGGGUAUCGCCGUCACCGCCUACUCUUCCUUCGGCCCUGCCUCCUUCAAGGAGUUCAACAUGGAGCACGCUACCGACUUUGUCCCUCUCUUCGAGGAGCCCACCGUCACGGCCAUUGCCAAGAAGCACAACAAGGAGCCUUCCCAGGUCCUUCUCCGCUGGGCUACCCAGCGUGGUCUUGCUGUCAUCCCCAAGACCAGCCGCAAGCACGUCCUUGCCCAGAACCUGUCUGUCACCGACUUCGACCUCGAGCAGUCUGAGAUCGACAAGAUCAGCUCCCUUGACAGGAAGACUCGCUUCAACCAGCCCGCAAACUACUUCCCUACUGAGAAGCUUUGGAUCUUUGGUUAA